AAAAUAAUUAAUAAAAGAAAAAGAAAUGAAAGUAAGCAUACGACAGCGUUGCGUUCGCCCCCAACCCAACGUGCGAAGAGAAGAAACCUUUAGAAUCGCGUUGGAGGAGGAUCUGUCAUCCCUCGCAUAGCAUAGCAUUAGCUUUCCAGAAUUCAUAAAAUUGAACAUCCAUUCCCGCGUUUCUGCAACGCCACUCUCCAUUUCUCGUUUUUUUCUCACCGACAACUUUUCUCUCUUUUCGAUGAUUCAUUUGUAUUGUAGGUAAAGCUUCGUAAUAAUUCAACUAUGAGCUCCACCACUUCGAAAGCCACGUUCACGAUUUGAUUCCUGGAUCCAUCGCAUCAUUGAGCUUUCGCGAUGGCGUGGUUUAGUGGGAAAAAAUCGUGGGGGAACUUCCCCGAUUUGGCGGGAGCCGUUAAUAAGCUUCAGGAGAGUGUGAAGAAUAUUGAGAAGAAUUUUGAUUCCGCUCUUGGCUUCGAAGAGAAGGCCGAGUCCAGCAAUGAAGAUGCAGGGUCAUGGCCUAUAUCUACCGACACAAAAACCAUAUUUAAUCCUGUCAUGGCCUUUAUGGGAAACAAAAAUGAGGAAUCUGCAGAAGAAAUGUCUGAAAAAGAUGAAUCCUCUCAACGAGAUUCUGAAACUGAGAAGUUACCAGAAGUGCCAGAGUCUCUGGAUCAUACACCAGUGGAGGAAGGAAACAAGGCCCUUGAAACUGAUAAUGAAGUCCAUGUGGGAGAUGAAGAAAUCACUGCCCAAGAAGAAAAUAAAAUGCUUAAGAAAGAAGAAGAUGGUGAACAUACAGAGUCAGCAGCGGAUGAAACAAUUGAACAGAAUUUGGAUCAUGGAAAGGAGGAACACCACUCACUGGAGAUGCCUGUUGAAUUGACUGAAUCCUCUAUUGAGAAAAUUGAGAGUUCAGAUGCCAUAGAUCAUUCUCAAGAGAAAGAGAUUACCAAUGAGGGAGGCUUUGAGAGUCCAGUGUCAAUGCAACUCACUCCUCUUGGUCUUGCAGACAAUGUAGAUGAGGCUGUUACUAGUGAGUCUGGUGAAUCACAUGGUAUUAGCGAUGGGAAUGCAAAUUCUCAAGCUGAGACGCAAGAGGAGAGUAAAGAAGAGAGGGUGCAAGCAGAUGAAAGUGUAAAGAGAGUAUCUUCUGCUCAACAUGAGGCAUCGAGUGAAGGUGAGAAAAGAGAUGAUACUGACACUUCUGUUCUACAGUCUGUGGCUUCUGAUGAAGCCAGUAAUUCUGAUCAAUCAAGUAUUGAACAGUUGCCCAGUGGUACUCCAAAUGAAUCUUCUAAGGUGGUAAAUUUAGAGUUUUUACCUGAAAAUGAAACAACUGCAAAAGAAGAUGAAAGCGACCACUUUGCCCAUGAUGUUGAAACUGACACGAAAGGGCAUCAUAUAAGAUCCGAAAGAACUCUUUCUGACUCUGGUGCCAUGAUUGAACUAGAGAGGGUGAAAAGGGAAAUGAAAAUGAUGGAGGCUGCCCUACAAGGUGCUGCAAGACAGGCUCAGGCCAAAGCUGAUGACAUCGCAAAAUUGAUGAAUGAAAAUGAACAAUUAAAAUCCGUGAUUGAGGAUUACAAGAGAAAAUCAAAUGAGGCAGAAGUUGAGUCUUUGCGAGAGGAAUACCAUCAGAGAGUUGCAACUCUUGAAAGAAAGGUUUACGCUCUCACUAAGGAGAGGGAUACACUUCGCCGAGAGCAGAGUAAAAAAAUUGAUGCGGCUGCUCUCUUGAAAGAAAAGGAUGAGAUAAUUACCCAAGUAAUGGCAGAAGGUGAAGAGCUUUCAAAAAAGCAGGCCACUCAAGAAUCCACAAUUAGGAAACUAAGGGCUCAGAUCAGAGAUCUCGAGGAGGAGAAGAAAGGUUUGACUACUAAACUUCAGGUAGAGGAGAAUAAAGUAGAAAGUAUCAAGAGGGACAAGACAGCUACAGAGAAGUUGCUGCAAGAAACGAUAGAAAAACACCAAAAUGAAAUUGCAGCACAGAAAGAAUAUUAUACAAAUGCUUUGGCUGCUGCUAAGGAAGCUGAAGCAUUAGCCGAGGCUCGUGUGAACAAUGAAGCAAGAACUGAGCUAGAAAGUCGUCUGAGAGAAGCUGAGGAACGUGAAUCUAUGCUAGUUCAGGCACUUGAAGAAUUGAGGCAAACAUUAAGUAGAAAGGAACAACAGGCUGUCUUCAAAGAAGACAUGCUUCGCAGGGACAUUGAGGAUCUUCAAAAACGUUAUCAGGCAAGUGAAAGACGGUGUGAAGAACUGAUUACCCAAGUUCCUGAAUCCACAAGGCCACUUUUAAGGCAGAUCGAAGCCAUGCAGGAAACAAAUGCCAGAAGAGCUGAAGCUUGGGCAGCUGUUGAAAGAACUCUCAAUUCUCGACUUCAGGAAGCUGAGGCUAAAGCUGCAACUGCAGAGGAAAGAGAGCGAUCUGUGAAUGAACGCUUAUCUCAGACCUUGUCUCGAAUUAACGUCCUUGAGGCUCAGAUUUCCUGUUUAAGAGCAGAACAGACUCAAUUAAGUAGGACCCUUGAAAAGGAAAGACAAAGGGCAGCUGAAAGUAGACAGGAAUAUCUUGCAGCAAAGGAGGAAGCUGACACUCAAGAAGGUCGUGUGAGACAGCUUGAGGAAGAGAUCAGAGACAUUAGACAGAAAUACAAGCAAGAGUUACAGGAGGCACUGAUACAUAGGGAGCAUCUUCAGCAGGAGAUUGAAAAAGAAAAGGCUGCUCGAUCAGAGCUGGAGAGAACAGCCCGUGUUCAUUCUGCUCCAUCGUCAGAUCAAACUCCCAUUACAAAGCAAACUUCUGCUUUUGAGAAUGGGAACCUGUCUCGGAAAAUCUCUAGUGCAAGCUCCCUUGGAAGCUUGGAAGAAAGCCACUUUCUGCAAGCAUCGUUGGACUCAUCUGAUAGUAUUUCUGAUAGGAGAAACCCAGGAGAACUAAGUAUGAGUCCUUACUAUGUGAAAAGCAUGACACUCAGUUCUUUUGAAGCUGCGCUUCGUCAGAAGGAGGGUGAACUUGCUUCAUACAUGUCACGCCUGGCAUCAUUGGAAUCUAUCCGCGAUUCUCUUGCUGACGAGCUGGUCAAAAUGACAGAACAGUGUGAGAAGUUGCGUGGGGAGGCUGCUGUAUUACCUGGCUUACGAUCAGAGCUAGAAGCACUAAGGAGGAGGCACUCUGCUGCUUUGGAAUUGAUGGGCGAACGUGACGAAGAGCUGGAGGAACUUCGUGCGGAUAUUGUAGACUUGAAGGAAAUGUACAGAGAACAAGUGAACUUGCUUGUUAAUAAGAUCCAGCAUAUGAAACCAUCAAUGGGUAGCAACUAGUUUGGUUGAAGAAAGGUCUUGGGGAAUCGAAAAGGUAAGUAUUUGAGAUGGUCUUGACAUGACCAUGUCUCUGGGCUGCGUGUGAUGUACAUUGGAAAUGGUAAUAUAUUGGAAUAGUGCCAUGGGACUCUGGAGAAUGAUUCGUUCAGGUCUUCCAUCGGAAGUAUGUAUUUUGUUUGCCUGGCUAACAGAUACUGAUAGUCAUUCUUCUUAAGGGAAUGCUGUAUAGGCUGUUUUUUUUAUACCAAAUUCAUACUUGGAGAGAUCCUUAGAAUAUUGCUGCUGACAUUGUUGACAAUAUAGGGUUUUUUUCCUCCCCAAGUGUGUAAUGUUCCAAAUAAACAAAAGGGAAGCGCUAGCUAAAACUACAUUUUUUGUUGGGUUCUGUA
This is a messenger RNA of Vigna radiata var. radiata (mung bean), 3713 nucleotides long. RefSeq names its product golgin candidate 5. The coding region runs from base 358 to 3324 and encodes 988 amino acids. NCBI's taxonomy places the organism in Eukaryota, Viridiplantae, Streptophyta, Magnoliopsida, Fabales, Fabaceae. The record is from RefSeq and is a predicted model, not a curated record. The transcript has 20 exons.